Molecule: messenger RNA, 3660 nt
Organism: Aethalodelphis obliquidens (Pacific white-sided dolphin)
Lineage: Eukaryota; Metazoa; Chordata; Mammalia; Artiodactyla; Delphinidae
Gene: TMEM132D
Product: transmembrane protein 132D
Exons: 4
Coding region: 55-1869 (604 amino acids)
Source: RefSeq, a predicted model, not a curated record
CCCUCUUCCUAGGUUUCUGACAGGUGUGACUACGUCUUUGUCAACGGGAAGGAAAUGAAGGGCAAGGUGAACGUGGUGGUGAACUUCACGUACCAGCACCUGACCAGUCCUCUGGAGAUGAUGGUGUGGGUGCCCCGUCUGCCCCUGCAGAUCGAGGUCUCGGACACCGAGCUCAACCAGAUCAAGGGCUGGAGAGUCCCCAUUGUCUCCAACAAGAGGCCAGCUCGGGACAGUGAGGAGGAGGAAGAAGAUGAGAAGAAAGGCCGGGGCUGCACUCUCCAGUACCAGCACGCCAUGGUGCGGGUCUUGACUCAGUUUGUGGCCGAAGUGGCUGAGCCCGGGGGGCAGCUGGCCCACCUGCUGGGCUCCGAUUGGCAGGUGGACAUCACGGAGCUGGUAAAUGACUUCAUGCAGGUGGAGGAGCCCCGGAUUGCCAAGCUGCAAGGGGGACAAGUCCUGAUUGGCCAGGAGCUCGGGAUGACCGCCAUUCAGAUCCUGUCGCCUCUGUCAGAUGCCAUCUUGGCCGAGAAGACCAUCACCGUGCUGGACGAGAAGGUGACGAUCACAGACCUCGGGGUCCAGCUGGUGGCAGGGCUGUCCCUCUCCCUGCAGCUCAGCCCUGGGAGCAACAGAGCCAUCUUCGCCACUGCGGUGGCUCAAGAACUUCUGCAAAGGCCCAGACAGGAAGCAGCCAUCAGUUGCUGGGUCCAAUUCAGUGAUGGCUCUGUCACCCCCUUGGAUAUUUACGACGCGAAAGACUUCUCCCUGAUGGCCACAUCACUGGAUGAGAAGGUGGUCUCUAUCCACCAAGACCCCAAAUUCAAGUGGCCUAUAAUCACGGCUGAAGCCGAGGGACAGGGUGCCCUGGUGAAGGUCGAAAUGGUUAUUUGUGAGUCAUGCCAGAAAUCCAAACGGAAGAGCGUGUUGGCCGUGGGGACAGCCAACGUCAAAGUUAAAUUUGGCCCAAACGAUGCCAAUCCCAACACCAGCGACAGCAGACACACGGGGGCAGGAGGUCACCUGGAUAAUAAUGUCAGUGACAGAAGACCCAGAAAACCCUCGCAAGAAUGGGGGCGUCAAGAGGGACGGUACUACGGCAGUUCUUCCGUGGGCCUCAUGGAAGGAAGGGGCUCCACCACGGAAAGGUCCACCUUCCAGAAGAACCGUGGCCAGGAAAGCCUUCUGGAUGAUGACAGCCAUUUGCAGACCAUCUCCAUUGACCUCACCAGCUUCCCCGCCCAGGUGGACCUGCCCAGAAGCUAUGGGGAAAUGGAUGAGAAUGACCUCACGCAGGCCUCCAAAGGGCUGAGCGACUUGGAAAUUGGGAUGUAUGCCCUGUUGGGUGUCUUCUGCCUGGCCAUUCUGGUCUUCCUAAUAAACUGUGUGACCUUUGCGUUAAAGUACAGGCACAAGCAGGUUCCCUUCGAGGAACAAGAAGGUAUGAGUCACUACCAUGACUGGGUCGGGUUGAGCCACCGGGCCGAACUGUUGGAGAAUCACAUCAACUUGGCUUCCUCCCAGGACGAGCAGAUCACCGCCAUCGACAGGGGCAUGGAUUUCGAAGAGAGUAAGUAUCUCCUCAGCACAAACUCCCCAAACAGCACCAACGGACAGCUGUUCGCAUCUUCAGGACACGCACUCAUGGACGGGAGCGAUCUGAAAAGCGAGCCCCCAACGUCCCCUACCUCAAAAAGGAAAAGAGUGGAAUUCACCACUUUCACCACCGUCUCUACGGAUGACAGAUGCCCCGCCGUGAACUCCAUAGCGACCAGCAGUGAGGAUGCCGUGAAAUGGGUCUGCCAGGAUCUGGACCCUGGGGGAUGCCAAGAGUCAUGCGGCUACAUGGAAGGAUUACAUGAAGAUGUGUAAGCCGGGCCUUCACAGACAUUGGUUCUCACUCACCUUUCGGCCUUUAACUUGGGGAUGUGGGGCAACCGUGUGCCCGGUGGGGAAAUAAAAAGACGGGACAAGAGCAGGGUGACGCUAUCCACAGAGCCACAGACAAUGACCCUGGCUCCCCUGGGACGGCCCCGAGUUGGAAUUGAUGUCAACAGUCCAGGGUCCAAUGUUUCUGUCAGUGUUAAGGGGUUUAUCAUGCAUGGCGAGAUUCUUACAUUGGAAGAAAGAUGAGUUCUGAAUCACUGAACUUCAGAGAACCUCCAGGAGAGAACAAUCCCUCUCUUGCCAUCUCACUUUCUUUCAUUGAAGCCACACAGCUGCCGUAUUCAAUGUUGUGGACCACAGGAGAAAAAUGAGACUCAGGUUGGGCUCAAGGGGAUGGAUGGGAGGAAGCGUGUCAUUGGACCUCGGGCAGCACAUCUGGCUGUGAGCAUAUGAGCAGAGGUGGAGUCUAGCGCCACCUAGAGUCAGCUCUUGGGAAGCAAGAGUUUUGAGUUUCGAGUUAUUGUCUCCCAAAGGCUGGGGCAAAGCAAGGCAAUCGCUGACGAGGAUUGAAAGGGAACAGGAGGGUAAAUAGGCCACCAGUACCUUUGUAACUACGUGCCAAGAACCACCACCCAAACAAACAAAGGCGCUCUGAGCCGUUCAGAGCAUCCCUUUACUAGUAAACUAGGGAGCCUGGGUGGAGACUUUCAACUGGGUUCGAAGGACCAGAAUUUUUUUUUUUUUUUUUUUUUUAGCAAAUUCACUACGUUCACGUUUGUACUCCUCCCCCACCACGCCCCACAUCGCCACCUUUCCAAAAGUCAUUGGUCACUCGGCAGUGGAGGGCAGUGUCACCAUUCCCUCUCUUCCACUGUGGCGUCUGUGUCAACCACCAGGUGACAUUCUACGCUGAAGCCCCACUGGGCAAACUUCACACGUGUCCUUCUUUGAAGAGGCUGGUCUUGGAGGGUCAGCAGCGCUCACAAGGAAUUCAACACCCAGGGAUGCUCCUUCCCCUUGCUUUUCCCGGAAAGCAGGGUUCUUCUGUGAUGCCUCUGUGGACGGUCCCAUCCAGUCUGCUGCUCAAGGUUGAUGAGAUAAAUCUGGGUGUCCACACGGAGGGUACAGGGCGGGGAGAGUUGGGACUCGGGGUGUGCGAUGAGGUGGGCUGGGCAGGAAGCCUGGCCCAUUCACACACAGGGGGCGGCGGGGGGGGCGGGGGAGGCUUCUUCUCCACCUUGGAGGGAUGGAGGGACCUGAGGUAACCACCUUUGGGGCAGAGAGCUGGGUUAUUCGAGUGUUGGGUUCUAAGGUCAGUUUCUCUUUCUCUGUGUGCCUCUCUGUCCCUGUGUCUUUCUGAACCUAUCUCUCUGCUUCCUCUGUCUCUCUCUCUCUCUCUCUCUCUCUCUCUCUCUUUCAGUCUCUAUGCAUAUAAUUGAAUUCUCCUGAGAUCAAGUGUGUAAAUUCCACCAGUUCACCCUCUCGACCUCAGCACUCUCCCCCAAACUAAGGUGCUGUCCGUUUGCUCUAAGACUGAGAUUCCAGCAGCCAUCAGCUACCUGCUCCUGUCCCCCACUUGACUUACAUUGUCUGGCUGGGUGAUUAAACUGUCACCCCUUUUCAAGGAUAAUCCUUUGCUUUCAGUAACCCCCCCUCAUUUCUUUCAUUCUUUCCCGCGUGAUGUUCCGUUUCAUAACGCUGCCGCUGCCCCCUCUCAAAUCCGUCUGCGUGCAGAAUGUAUUGUAGAUAGUAAGAAUGUAAUAUAUAUUUAUAAAC